Molecule: messenger RNA, 4747 nt
Organism: Ruditapes philippinarum (Manila clam)
Lineage: Eukaryota; Metazoa; Mollusca; Bivalvia; Venerida; Veneridae
Product: alpha-taxilin-like
Exons: 14
Coding region: 311-2668 (785 amino acids)
Molecular function (GO): syntaxin binding
Source: RefSeq, a predicted model, not a curated record
CUGUUUGUUAUAGAAGUGUUUCUUACCGAGGCUUAUUAUCCCUGAAUGCUGACAAGAUCAGGUGGCUUUUUUGCACCAAGUUUAAUUGAUUAAGUGGAAUUUGGAAUGAAGGACAUUUUCAAAUUAUCUGAAAAUCUUGGAUUACUGAAUGUAUUUUAAAGACAAAAGUGAAUUAGAUAUUUGUGUGAAUGAUAACAUUCAGUUGAAUUGAUGAAUGCAAUGUAUAACAAAAGCUACGAAAAAAUUCAUAGAAAUCUAUUUUGGCAAUGUAGUUUUUGCGGAUUUUUGGCAUAUUAAUCAUUGAUUCCCAAUGUGGAAAUGGUUUGGAUGUGGUGGAUGUUGUAGGCCAAAGUGUUUGAAGAAAAACAUGGAUGGUCGGCGACCAAUUGUCAAAUCUAAUACAUUCCAAGAAACUGUAGAACCCGCGGAAGAAGCCAACAUGGAAGCUGUGAAUGUAACAACUGAACAACCGGGUCCAGUGCCUGGCAACGAGAGAAUAGGUGAAAUUCAUGCAAAGUCAGAGGUCAAGGUCAGUAGUUCAGAGAAUCAGGAUAAGGAGUUAGGCUCCUCUGUAGAUGAUAUACCUCUAAUUGACCUUUCAACUUCUUCCAAGGAGUCCUUCAAUAAGAAAGGUCAAAGUGAAACUGUUUCGAACAAUUUCGAUUCUUCUAUGUCCAAAAAGGAGUCUGAUCAAAUGUCUUCUGAAGGGGAUGUUUCUAGUGAAGGAGAUGUUUCGAUUGGAAUUGAAAGUGUUAAUGAAGAGAAAGGAGAGGGUAAUGAAACUGGUAAAGUUGAUAGGUUAGAAAAACUUGCCAAGCAAAUUGAUGAUUUCGACCCGUCUCCAAUAUUUGAGCGGAAAGUAGUUCCUGGCGGUGUAGUGUUUACUGGAGAUAUAAAUGAUGACAAGUUAGUUGACAAGUUGCUAGAAGAUUCAGCUGAUGAUAAUGCUGAAAAGGGUAAUAAUCCUAUAGAAGAGGAUAAAAUAGGUAAAGGUGAAAUAACUCCAUGUGAAGCUGAGAAAACUGGUGAUAAAAGUAAGGAAGAUUCACCAGCUGAAAGUACUGAUGAGGGUGAUCUUGAUGAAAAUUCUAAUAAUGAUGCAUCUAAUGUAGAGACCCCAGAAAAUGGUGAAGAAUCUCAACAAAAUGGAGAUAUGUCUGGAAGUACGGAGUCUGAUGGUUUCCAAGAAGAAAAGUCGAAUGGAGAGAACAACAAUACGGAGAAAGCAAGUGCAGACAAAUCCAACCAGAACAAACAAGAAUCACAAAAAUCUGAGACUGCCUCACCAACAAAAACAGCAAAAAGCAAGAAAAAAGAAGACAAAAGUAUAGAACAUAUAUUGAAAGCAUUAAGUAGUCUGCAAUCAACGGAAGAAAAGUUAGCAGCCCUAUGUAAAAAAUACGCUGAUUUACACGAAGAACAUCGUGUUUUGCAGUCAUCUUAUAAACAGAAUCAGAGAAAACUUACUGUUACUACACGAGAAAAAGACCAGUUGCAAGCAGAGCAUACGAAGGCAGUGAUGGCCAAAAGUAAAUUAGAAAGUUUAUGUAGAGAAUUACAGAAACAUAAUCAAACAAUUAGGCAAGAAAGUUUACAACGAGCUAAAGAAGAAGACGAGAAGAGAAAAGAGAUAUCACAGAAAUUCCAGACAACCAUAGGGGAGAUCCAAACUCAGAUGCAAGAAAAUCAUGAACGAAAUAAACAAUUACGUGAAGAAAACUUUGAACUAGCCAAUAAACUUAAAAAAUUUAUAGAACAGUACGAAGCACGAGAAAAGCAAGUAGAGAAGGUUAUACAGCAUAGAGAACUAGAACAAAAAUUAGCAGAUGCCAAAUUAGAACAGGCCUCGGCAAUACUAAUGGAAGAAAAGGGGAGAAGUCAAAAAGAAAAAGAAUUGUUAAUCCUACAGUCUACAGAAUAUAUGAAGAAAAUGCAACUGAAAGAAGCUGAGUUAAAUAUGUACAAGGAAAGAUAUGAAGAAUUCCAGUCAACAAUCAAGAAGAGUGAAGAAAUGUUUUCAAAGUUCAAGGUUGAAAUGGAUAAGAUGACAAAACGUUGUAAAAAGAUGGAGAAGGAUGGAGCUCAAUGGAAGGGCAAAUGGGAAAAUGCUAACAGAGCACUUCUAGAAAUGGCUGAAGAGAAAACAAAGUAUGACAAAGAAAGAGGUCUAUUGAUGACAAAGAUUGGUAAAUUAGAGUCAUUAUGUCGAGCCAUGCAGGCAGAGAGACAGGCUAGGAAAAUGUUAGAAACAGAAAAAAUAGUUACUUCGGACAUGGAAAAACUUGGUUUAGAUAGUCCUGACGACGAUUUAGAGUCCUCACUUCCCCCAUUACCCUCAGAUCCCUUCCCAUUCAGAACAAGUCCUGUAAACACAGGUUCGAGCUCUGGGCCGGCAUCAGAGGAGAGAGUGGCGGACUCUACGACCGGGGAGAAUGAGGCGGGUGAUGAUGCCGGAGAGAGUUGUGAAGGAGACUCAGAUAAUUCUUGUGCCUCAGAAAAAACAGGAGUUACUGUAAUCCAGCAGACACCAGCUGACCAAUCAGAAGACAGUUCUGGUGCAAAUACCCAGUCAGAAAGUCAGAUACAAGAAGUGACAAGUUCUGACCAAUCAGGAACAAGUUUACAGAAUGAUCAAAUGCAGAAUGACCAAUCAAAUGCGGCGUCUUGAUUCUGAAUAUCAAUUGUAUGAAAAGAAUUAAUGCAAAUUCAUCCGACAACAGUUUAAACAUGAUGAAAAAGUUUGGAUUUGAUCAUUAUACAUACACAAGUCUAGAAAGACUUCAGUUAAAACUUUGCAUAGAAAGGAAUCAAUUUUUUUCAUUCCUUUUUACAAAGAUACAAUUGGUCACUCUUUUGAACUUGUCAUUAAAUUCUGUUGUAUAAUUUUAUCCAAAUAAUUUAUUUUUAGAAAUGUAAAGCAAAAGCGUUUUCGUGUAAUUUUUUCAGGAGUAUAAAAAAAGGUAAUCAUUGUGUUUUUUAAAAAAAAAAAAAAUGCUUUUGCGAUACAUUUAUAUCAUUAUGUGUUACGAGUGGCUUGCACUGUAUAGAAAUAUAUUGCAAAGGUCAACAGAAUGGCACAAUAAAGGUCACUCCUGAAAGGUCAUGGUGAUUAUUAAUAUGUAAAUACAAAAAAAGUAUAAUAGCUAGAAGCUGCUUUUUAUGAUACUAUUCACUCUGAUAUUGAGUCAGAAUUUAGAAAAAAUAUCUAGAAUCCUUUAUUUAUGCUGUUGAUUUAUUUAAAGCUUCUUUUUUUCAAAUAAGAAAAUAUAUCCAGAGGGGCAAUAAUAAAAAAGCGGACUAUGUCCAAAAUCAUAGAGGAAUUAUUUAUAAACCUGUGCUCUGACAUUUGUGUUAUUUACAAGUGUACAGGGCAAAUACCUGCAUAUCAUUAUACAUGUUAUGAAAGGUUUUGUGGUGUUUGUUUUUUUUUUUUGUUGUUGUUUUUUUUGGUUUUGUGAGAGCAAUGUUCCUUGCGUUUUAAAAAUACAAAUAUAUAGAAACUGGAAAAAAUUAGUUGUACACUAUAGUUGUUGGAGGAAAAUAUAUUUGGUGUAAAUAAGCUUGAAUACUUAAUAUAGAAAUGCAAUAAACAAACAAACAAGACAGGCGUUUGGAAAAGCAAGAUCUUGGCAUUGAGCCAAAAUGUGUCUUGUUGCGUGGGUUUUUUUUUACAGUUAUUAAAGCAGCUUACUUCUAGAUUUCAUGCUAAUUUUGUAUGUGAAAAUUUAUAAAGGGUUUUAAAAUUUAAAAGUUUUGUCAAGAUAGUUAGUAUACAGUAUUUGAUUGUUUUUUUUACAUCGAAGUACAUGUAUGCCAAAAAUAUCCUUUACUGGGUUAGUAAAUGGGUAGAAAUAGGGUUAUAAUAUAGUAAAUUCAGUCUAUUUUUUUGCAACUAGUAUGUAAAGUGUUAUAUACUUAUACUGCUUAACCUACCUGAAUUUGUGUAAUAGUCUUACCUCGCUUUGAAUUUGGAACAUUACAUUCAAUGUUUAAGGGACAUUGAUAUCAAAAUGCAAAAGCGAGCAACUAGCAGUAUUGGGCUUGGUCAGACUGCACGGAUGUGCAGGCUGGCCUGGCUCUAUACUGGCGACAAAUGCUAAUCACUUUAGUUCCAGCAGGGUAAGAGUAAACUCUAGAGUACAUUUUUUCUAAAAUUUGAUUUUCUUAAUAUUUUAAGACAAAUCUUGAGGCAUGUAGCUUUAAAUAGCUUAGAUGACUUCAUAAGACCCCCAGGAUUAAGUUGCCAAACAAGUUUUGAAAGUAAAUAUGUUAUUUCUCCACUUUAAUAAAAUCUUAAUUGAAACCUGACCUGUUUUUUUUUUAUCUGCAAAAGUUUUUAUGUCGGAAAUGUCGGAAAACUUGUACAGAAGUAAACAAAUUUUAAAAUAUUUUCACCUCCGCACGUAUUUUUGUUAUCGUAAAACAACAGAUAAUUUUGAUAUAUGUAUGUUGUUUUUUUAAAAGAAGAUUUGAAGGUUUCAGGGGUUGCUAGGAAUUGAUAAUUAGCCACAAUUUUGUAUUUUUUUGUUUUGAUUUUAGAAGUAUUAGUAAAAUAAUGGGGGGAGGCCUUCAUGUGAAACAUGGUGGUCCAUCCUUCUAGGUAUGAACAAAGAAUUUAAAAUAGCUAUUUUUUUGUUUUCUUUUCCAUGUAUACAUGCUUACACGUUGAAAAUGUUGGUCAUCUCAAUGAUUCAUUUUGCCAUGUCAAAUUUUUUUUCACAAAAAAUAAAGGUUUGUUUAAUUUCAA